This is a messenger RNA of Lodderomyces jiufengensis, 702 nucleotides long. RefSeq lists its product as uncharacterized. The transcript has a single exon. Lineage: Eukaryota; Fungi; Ascomycota; Pichiomycetes; Serinales; Debaryomycetaceae. The record is from RefSeq and is a predicted model, not a curated record. Bases 1 to 702 code for a protein of 233 amino acids.
AUGCCACCAAAGAAGAAAAAAGUCGGGUUUGAACCAUCAAAAGAAUUUGACACUAUAGAUCCAGAUAUUGAAGAUGAGAUUAUAGAAGCAUACACCGAUUAUUUGGGUGAAGAAUCUACUGAUUUAUUGCUAAGUGAUUUACCAACACUACUUGAAAAUUUAAAAAUACCAUCAAUAUUCACACAAGAUAUUACAACAGCGAUUGAGUACUUUUAUCAAUUUCUAAAUGGUAAAAAUGUUCAAAUAAAUUCAUUAAAUUCCAAACAAAAUAUAACAAUAAGUUUACUAAAAUCAUACACAAUCACUUCAUCAUCAAUAACAUCAUCUAACGAACUACUAGAUAUGAUAGAUCUAGAUAAACUCAUUAUAAAUUUAAACAAAUUAAUCAAGUUUAGAAAUAACGAAUCACAUAUCAGAGCAAGCUGGAAAUUAUUCUCAGAUUCAUUCAAUAAAAACCCAGAUAAGUUCGUUCUCACAUUACCAGAACUAAAACAAGUAAAGACAAAUUUAAACCUAGAUAAUGAUCCACAAACUAAAGCACCUCUCAAUGAUUUAUUCUUGAUAGAUAUGUUAGGAUGUUGUCAAGAGGAUCCUCGUGGAAAUUUAAUAAAUUUUUCAUUUGAAAAAAGAGGAGCUAGUGUUACAAUAAAAGAUUUUGCUGAAAUUCUAGGUAGGAUAGGAGAAUAUGAUAAAACUGAUUGA